AUGAAUGUAGAAGAAGAAAACUCAAAACUUCAACCACAUCUGUCAAUCAAAAAUGUCAAAAAGUCUCCGUUCCGAAUUAGUCAUGAAGCAAUGAGAAAUCAAUUGAAAAGUUUUGAAACGAUUUUAUUUGCUGUUCAUUCAAAUCUAAAUAAAUAUGAAAAGUGUCCACUUCAGAUUGUGGGAAAAACUUUUGAUGAGGAAUAA
Molecule: messenger RNA, 204 nt
Organism: Clunio marinus
Lineage: Eukaryota; Metazoa; Arthropoda; Insecta; Diptera; Chironomidae
Source: the annotation of a GenBank genome assembly